AUGGUUAAAGGCAUCAAUGAAGAAUUACCAAUGUUACCACUUGAACUUUAUGAAAAAAAUAAAAACGAAAAUUAUGGCUUGAAUUCCACCUGUGCUUUAUAUCCCGAAUUACUUAGCAUAAAAUUUCAUAGUAAUUUUUAUCAGGAAUUUGAAAAUUUGAAUGUGACUUUUGAACUGUUUGGAGCAUACUACGACAAUCGUACAGCCGUUCCAGAUUAUCCUGUAAUACGUAUUUUGGGUAUGGUUAACCAAAUUGAAGAGAAAUUUCCAACAAGUUACUGUCAGUUGUGGUAUGAAAAGCAAAAGGAACCUAUUAUUGUGCCCAUAACAAAAUACCUACCUAUUUGGCAUAAUUAUUGGGGCACUAACCCCAAUGUCUUGUACCCACAUUUGAUAACAUGUGUGUUACCAAGAAAUAAGCUUUCUGAAGUACCACAAAGUGUAUCCAUUGUUGCUGAGGAAUGCGAAAGAGCUACAAAUCAUUUAAAAGUUAUAUAUGAACCACCAGUAGGAAAUAGAACGAAAGGCGGUUUUGCGGUCUGUGUGAAGAAUUUGGUCUUUCCAUUUGCAGAUACAUCCGCACGUUUGGUAGAGUGGAUGGAAAUGUUGCGAAUACUUGGUGCACAAGAAGUAAUUGUUUAUUCACUUGCAGUACAUCCAAAUGCAACAAAAGUAAUGGAUUACUAUAAAGAAACGGGGUUUCUUAAAGUAUAUCCCCAUUCUUAUGCACGUGGUGAACCAGUUUUUCCCAAUUUUCAGCGUUUUAUUAUGCAAAAAGACUAUCUAAAUAUGGUGUUGAACGAAAUGUUUCCGUACAACGAUUGCUUUUAUAGAAAUUUAUAUAAAUAUGAUUACUUGGCUGGCAUCGAUACUGACGAAGUGAUUAUGCCACUGGGUAAUUGGACGUCUUGGUAUGAUAUUGUUGAAUAUGUUCAAAAAUACGAAAGUCCAAAUUGUGAGACUUUCGCUGAUAUCUGUUUUCGAAAUACAUAUUAUCCACUUGUUCAGAGUACUUUUUCGACAGAUAUUCCGAAAUAUUUUCAUAUGCUACAACAUGUAAAGAGAGUUAAGGAGCACAUGCCUGUUGGCUGGGCCACGAAAUGUCUACACAGCACAAAUUAUGCUUUAACACUUCACAAUCACUACAGUAUGGAUUGGUUGGGUUGUGGUGGACUGGAAAUAAAUAUUACUGAUGCACAACUUCAACAUUAUCGUGAUCCAGACGAUAAGAAUACUUUGAAUUUAACUGUGUUGGAUUCUAAUAUUUGGCGUUUUAAGGAAAAUUUAGUGAAACGCUCUUUAAAAGUGUUUGAGGAAUUGGAUUUUUUUAAGAAGGCAAUAAACGAAAAUUAA
Messenger RNA from Teleopsis dalmanni, 1353 nucleotides. RefSeq lists its product as uncharacterized. Bases 1 to 1353 code for a protein of 450 amino acids. Lineage: Eukaryota; Metazoa; Arthropoda; Insecta; Diptera; Diopsidae. The transcript has a single exon. The record is from RefSeq and is a predicted model, not a curated record.